This is a messenger RNA of Equus quagga, 1226 nucleotides long. It is a transcript of the gene CTU1, whose product is annotated as cytosolic thiouridylase subunit 1. NCBI's taxonomy places the organism in Eukaryota, Metazoa, Chordata, Mammalia, Perissodactyla, Equidae. The record is from RefSeq and is a predicted model, not a curated record. The coding region runs from base 93 to 1136 and encodes 347 amino acids. Gene Ontology annotation, biological process: tRNA wobble position uridine thiolation. Gene Ontology annotation, cellular component: cytosolic tRNA wobble base thiouridylase complex; mitochondrion. The transcript is spliced from 3 exons. Gene Ontology annotation, molecular function: tRNA binding.
CCCAGGCUUCCGCGGGUUAAGCAGCGUGGACGUCCCAGCGUCGCCUUCUACCCAGGAGAAGCCUACCUCUCCUGCCCCGCUCGGACCCCGCGAUGCCAGCCCCGCAGUGCGCCACCUGCCACAAGGCGCGCGCCGCCCUCCGCCGCCCGCGCUCGGGCCGCGCGCUGUGCGGCGCCUGCUUCUGCGCCGCCUUCGAGGCCGAGGUGCUGCACACGGUGGUCGCGGGCCGCCUGCUGCCGCCCGGGGCCGUGGUGGCCGUGGGCGCCUCGGGCGGCAAGGACUCCACGGUGCUGGCGCACGUGCUGCAGGUGCUGGCGCCGCGCCUGGGCAUCUCGCUGCGCCUGGUGGCCGUGGACGAGGGCAUCGGCGGCUACCGGGACGCGGCGCUGGCGGCCGUGCGGCGCCAGGCGGCGCGCUGGGAGCUCCCGCUCACCGUCGUGGCCUACGCAGACCUCUUCGGGGGCUGGACGAUGGACGCCGUGGCCCGCAGCACGGCCGGCUCCGGCCGCAGCCGCGCCUGCUGCACCUUCUGCGGGGUGCUGCGGCGCCGGGCGCUGGAGGAGGGGGCGCGCCUCGUGGGAGCCACGCACAUCGUGACGGGCCACAACGCCGACGACAUGGCGGAGACCGUGCUCAUGAACUUCCUGCGGGGCGACGCGGCGCGGCUGGCCCGGGGCGGGGGCCUGGGCUCGCCGGGCGAGGGGGGCGCCCUGCCGCGCUGCCGCCCGCUGCAGCUGGCCUCGCAGAAGGAGGUGGUGCUGUACGCGCACUUCCGCCGCCUCGACUACUUCUCCGAGGAGUGCGUCUACGCGCCCGAGGCCUUCCGCGGCCACGCGCGCCACCUGCUCAAGCUGCUGGAGGCGGCGCGGCCGUCGGCGGUGCUGGACCUCGUGCACUCGGCCGAGCGCCUGGCGCUGGCCCCGGCCGCGCGGCCCCCGGCCCCCGGCGCCUGCUCCCGCUGCGGGGCGCUGGCCAGCCGCGCGCUCUGCCAGGCCUGCGCGCUCCUGGACGGCCUCAACCGCGGUCGGCCGCGCCUGGCCAUCGGCAAGGGCCGCCGGGGGCUGGACGAGGCGGGGCCGCCGCGGGACGGGGAGCCGGAGCGGGCCCCUGCCCCGGAAGCCGUGCCCGCCUUCUAGGGACUCGGGUUCUCGGCCGGGAUGCGCCGCCCGGGAGCGCGGGGCUGCCUGUGAAUGACACUGUGAAUAAACUCGGUUACCUUCUCCCGC